AACACCGAGAUGCCCAUUGGUCUGCGAAACAUGUCAGACAAGGCCACAAGAAAGGCCACUGGUGCAAAGAAAAAAGCCACCGACCCAAAACACAGCACUGAUCAGGAUAAGACAGACAAGGAAAGUGAGAAGAAGGAUGCCGAUGCACAGGGCGAUGGGGAAGACACAGACGAGAGCGAUCCACCGUACGAGUUCGAAGACGCAUAUUAG
Sphaeroforma arctica JP610 is the source of this 210-nucleotide messenger RNA. RefSeq lists its product as hypothetical. The record is from RefSeq and is a predicted model, not a curated record. Lineage: Eukaryota; Ichthyosporea; Ichthyophonida. The annotation marks the transcript as partial. The transcript has a single exon.